GACCAGUUGAUGCUUUCCUGUCCUGGUCGCCAUUUGCAAUCCUGGGCCGCUUGACCUACACUGGCUACCUGGUGCAAAUGUCCGUGCUGGCAAUCAUACUGGAAAACCUGGAGCAGCCGCUUUAUCUGAACAUGUUUUCUUGUAUUGUGUAUGGGACGGUCGGUGUUGUGUUUACUUGCGUUCUUGCCGCCAUUUUGGCCAUAUGUGUGGAGAUGCCGACGCAAAGUCUGGAGAAAGUUGUAGAUUACAGAAGAAAAGUGUAA
Candidula unifasciata is the source of this 263-nucleotide messenger RNA. Lineage: Eukaryota; Metazoa; Mollusca; Gastropoda; Stylommatophora; Geomitridae. The record is from the annotation of a GenBank genome assembly.